AUCUAUAUUUUCAUCUCGAUUAUUCUAGUUUACACUUCUCGGCCCCCAGUCGUAGUUCAGGUUAAUUUGAAACAGAUUGAUUAAGAAUACCUAAGAUGAAUAUCAACCAGGACCUAUUCGCCACAUUUGCCUUCCAUGCUGGGCUCAUGGCCGUUAAAACAUUGGGGAUGGCUUUUGCAACAGUCAAACAGAGGAUCUCAAAUAACAAUGUUAUGACAAAAGAAGACGCUAGCAUGAGACCUGGAGCAAAGAUAGGCGUUGGAGUGAAUGAGGAUGUAGAGAGAGUACGACGAGCUCAUCAAAACGAUAUAGAGAAUAUAUUUCCCUUCCUUACCCUGGGAUUUCUCUAUCUAUUCACCAACCCUGCUCUUUCCACUGCUACAUCUGUGUUCAGGAUUUUCUCCGGUGCAAGAAUUAUGCACACUAUUGUUUAUCUAUGGGAGGUUCCACAGCCAUCCAGAGCUAUCGCAUUCUUCGCUGGAAUGGGAGCUAAUCUGUAUAUGGGAUACAAGGUUCUUUCUACAUUCGCCUCUGCUAUGUAAACUGAGGAGCUACGAGGUCACAAAGUUUUACCAGUAACGUCGCAUAAACUUGUUAAAACAAAUUCGAAAUAUAAGGAAGACGAUUGUUCCGACUCAAAUGCCGAUGUCAAUUCCCUGGAUGUGUGUGUACACUGAAUACACAGAAUCCUUUUCCGCCAUACAACACACCCCACAUGUCAAAUCUCCGCUCAACCUAGCUCCCGCUUCACCAGUCAGUCAGCGGAAAACACUCACGAGAUUCACAACUCCGUCUCAACCCUGGCUCCUUUGUGAUGAUGAUUCAGAUACGGAACCAACAACAGAAGACACUGCUUACACCUAGCUCCGCGCUCCACAAAGUUCCAGAGAUCCGGGCGGAACCAGACUUCCUUCCAUUAUCCUGUAUACAGGAUAAGUCCGCAAUCUCUCCCUCCCACAGGAGAAGGUAACAAUAGUUCGCUCCGCAGGAGAAGGUAACAAUAGUUCGCUCCGCAGGAGAAGGUAACAAUAGUUCGCUCCGCAAUGUUCCAGAGAUCCGGGCGGAACCAGACUUCCUUCCAUUAUCCUGUAUACAGGAUAAGUCCGCAAUCUCUCUCCCUUAGACUAA
Molecule: messenger RNA, 1128 nt
Organism: Eurytemora carolleeae
Lineage: Eukaryota; Metazoa; Arthropoda; Copepoda; Calanoida; Temoridae
Product: microsomal glutathione S-transferase 1
Exons: 9
Coding region: 96-542 (148 amino acids)
Cellular component (GO): membrane
Source: RefSeq, a predicted model, not a curated record